AUGAGCUCUCCCACACUUCCAACCAUAUUGUUGGUGCCAGGAGCCUGGCACAGUCCAGCAUCAUACGACUUGCUACGCAGCGACCUCCACGACCGUGGCUUCCCUACUGAGACUGUGACAUUAGCUGGAGUGGGCAACACCGAUGUCAACGUAGGACUGGAGCAAGAUACGGCUGCUGUUCGUGUCAAGCUGGAGACGCUUGUCAACGCCGGAGGCGAAGUCGUCGUGGUUGCGCAUUCGUACGGGGGUGUUCCUGUCGCGAAUGCUGUUGAGGGCUUCAACUACAAGGACCGUUUGGCACAGAAGAAAGCAGGCGGUGUCCUUAUGUCCAUCUAUAUGACCGCUUUUGCUCUUUCUGCUGGGGCGGCACUGUCUGAUGGCGCAGGCUUACCGUCAUGGUGGAACGUCACUGAUGGUCUCAUUUCGCCUCUCAACCAAAUCCAGACAUUUUAUGCGGAUGUCGAGCCUUCCCUCGCUGCCAAAGCAGUCGAAGCGCUCCGUCCCCAGCCGUUUAAGACCUUCCAAGAUAAAUCCGGUUUCGAGCCUUGGAAUAACGGGUUCGAAAUGGGUUACAUCUUCGCAGAACAAGACCAAGCCAUACCGCUUGAUCUGCAGAAGCUGAUGGCAUCUCAGUUCCCCGCUGAAUCAUUUACGGCUAGUCUCCCGGCCAGUCACUCGCCAUUCCUUAGCAUGCCUAAGGCUCUUGGUGGUGUUUUGCAGGAGGCGGCCCAGGUGGCUGUUGCCAAGAAGAGUGUUUAG
Colletotrichum truncatum is the source of this 759-nucleotide messenger RNA. RefSeq lists its product as uncharacterized. The record is from RefSeq and is a predicted model, not a curated record. NCBI's taxonomy places the organism in Eukaryota, Fungi, Ascomycota, Sordariomycetes, Glomerellales, Glomerellaceae.